Sclerotinia trifoliorum is the source of this 3060-nucleotide messenger RNA. NCBI's taxonomy places the organism in Eukaryota, Fungi, Ascomycota, Leotiomycetes, Helotiales, Sclerotiniaceae. The record is from the annotation of a GenBank genome assembly.
CCAUUAUCGAUGAGCUUUUCUUUUAUUUUCCCCUCCUUUGUUUACUUUCUUCGAAUCGAGGAAGUCGAUAUUUUGAUUGUUUGAUUGUUUGACAUUAUUGGAAACAUUCAAAUAUUCAAAUAAUUAGUUCAAUAUGGCACCUGAAUCUAAAAUUCUGGAAUUAAAAGUUCGUCCAUAUCAAGCACAAUCUCAAGAAAGACCGGAUUUCAAAAACGUAGCACGCGUAUAUGUUUGCACAGAUGUUCUCUUAGAUCUUCAAGUCAGAAAUGGGGAAACAUGCUAUCUAUGGAAGAGCUCUGAAGGGGAACAUACAAGACGAGAAGCUGUGAUUUGGUUGGCCGCGGAAAAGUUAAGUAGGAAAGUGGUCCAAGUCAGUAAGGCUUUCCAAGAGGCAUGUGGGUUCAAAUUGAGUGAUGAUGUGAUCAUUGCUAGAGCAGGAAAGCUAGAGGUUGCAAAGGAUAUUCUAAUUAAGGAUAUCGGUAUGGUUGAAGGGGUUAUGCGAGAGUUGAGUGGGGAUGUUAGAAUUGGUUGGCGGUGUAUUUUGGAGGAUCUUUUUGGUAGGAUUUUCUUCUUUUGUUUCCUCUCUUUGAUUUUUCCACUAUCAAAAGGUCAAGAGUUGUUGUUUUCAUGUUUUUACCGCGAGUUCAGUGCAGAGCUGACGACGAGAUUGUAGCUCGUGCUGAGUUGAUUUACCCUGGCAUGACAUUUAGAGAUGUGAUGUACAGAAGAGAAAAGCGGACUUUUGAAGUUUUCUCCAUAGAUGGAUCGAAAUCUGGUGUUGCUAGCUUUUUUGAUGAUGGUUCAUCUUCUGUUAAGAUUGCAACAAUUGCGGAAAUCAGUGGAGCCGUAUUGGCUGCAAGCAAUGUUGAGCAAAAACCUCUUCAAGUUGUUGACAUUGCUGGCAUCGACCAAGCUCUUGGAAAACUGAACAAAUUUCUGAGUAAUUUCAACCGUCAAUUUUAUUUCACCAAAGUUCGUAGGUCACCUGCUGUUCUUCUACAUGGUGGGAGGGGAACGGGGAAAACCUUUGUCUUGGACAAACUCGCCUGUACAGAAUGGGGCAAAGUUCGCAAAAUCGAUCGUAAAACCAAACCUUCGGAAGUCCAGAAGAUUUUCAAGGAUUCAAAGAUUAACCAGCCAAGUAUUAUAAUCAUAGAUGAUCUUGAAUCUGUGGUUACGAAGGGUGGUGAACCACUGUUAGAUAUGACAGAGGCUAUUUGUGAGGGGUUUGAAGACCUUGCUAAGGAUGAACCUCCAAACUCUUUACCACAAGUCGUCGUGGCGGCGGCAACAUCUGAUAUGCUUAAAAUACCUGCUGCAUUACGAAAGCGAGGUAGGUUCACUACAGCUAUUUCUCUACCAGUUCCAGAUGCAGCCGCCAGGAAAGCUAUCCUCAAGUCUCUAAAUCCUCAAAUGUGCCCUGAAACCCGGGAUGAGAUUCUUCAUGAUCUUGGAGAACGAACACAUGCAUAUACACCAGAAGAUCUCGCCCUUCUGUUAGAUGAAGCACACAUUUUUGCGGAAGAUAAGUUAGAUGUGGAGAACUUGCCCGAGCAGAAAUUCAUCGUUAAAGAGGAUAUCGAGCAUGCACUCCUAGAGGUAAGGCCAAGUGCAAUGCAUGAUAUUACUUUGCGACCACCCAAGGUUAAAUGGAGUGAUAUUGGAGGACAAGAUAAAGUUAAAGAGGCUAUUCAGCUUGCGAUCGAGACACCUUUUCAUGUAAGUUCUUUUCUAUUUGAUUGUUUUACAUUUUUAAUCCAAAGUACCAACAAUAUUCCAGUACCAAGAGAUCAUGCAAGAUUUUGGCCGUUCCCCAACAAAAGGUCUUCUUCUCUAUGGACCUCCUGGAUGUUCCAAAACACUCACCGCCCAAGCUGUUGCCACUGAAAUGGGCUUCAACUUCUUUGCUGUCAAAGGUGCCGAACUUCUCUCCAAAUAUGUUGGUGACUCCGAACGAGCUGUCCGAAAUAUUUUUUCCCGUGCACGCGCCGCAGCUCCAAGUAUUAUUUUCUUUGAUGAAAUUGAAUCCAUUGGUGGAAAGAGAGAUGGUAAAAAUUCGAAUAAUGGAGUCAACGUUCUUACUACUCUACUCAAUGAAAUGGAUGGAAUUGAGAGUUUAAAGGGUGUUACCGUACUUGCGGCAACCAAUAAACCCCAGGAUCUUGACUUAGCACUUCUUCGACCUGGCCGAUUUGAUGAACUUAUCUAUGUUGCACCACCGGACCUUGCUGGUCGGGAAGCCAUCAUUCGUGCUAGACAACGCGAAUCUACUAUGGCAAAAGACGUUGAUAUAGCCGAACUUGCUCGUCUAACAGAGGGGUACUCUGGAGCUGAAAUGGUGAGUAUUUGUCAAAAAGCCUUUGAUGCGGCUAUUGAAAGACGUAAAAAGAAUGGGACAAUGGAACCAGCAGUUAUGAACGACUUUUUGACGGCAAUGCCGAAGAUUAAGAGACAGAUAACUCCGGAUAUGUUGAAGGAGUUUGAAAAAUGGGCUAAGGGAGAAUAGUCCAGAAUUGCUAUUUGGAAUGUACAGUACAAUAAAACACACAUGUAGAGCUUACCAUUGGAACAUUAUGAUUUUUCGAGCCAUAGUCGGCGAUGGGCAUUGAUCUCUAUUGAGAAGUUUCAUCUUGGAUUUUUUUUACUACAAUCUUGAGGGUAAGAUUACAAUCCGGGAUGCAUCACAGGGAAUUUCUGAACUUCUGGUGGAAUUUAUUUUUGAGCUGGGCUUGAGGUGAUGAUUCGAUAAAAAUGUUUAAAAUUUGUUAGGAUGAGUUGAUGAGUUGAUGAGGAUUUGAGGUUUGGGACUUGGUUUGAGGAUUUAGUUGUAUUGGAUUGGAUUGGAUAGGAUUCGAAUUGAUCUGUACGUGCAGGGAGCGAGAUGGUGUGAUGGUGGUUUGUUUGAUGGUUUGAUAUGCGGGUAUCGGGUAGGUUUGUGACAUGUUGGGGAGAGAUCCGGUGGGUUUGGUGUUACAUACUGUUAAUUAAGUGAUUAUUGUUACACCGUGUAACAUGUUUUAUGUACGAGGAGGUUUUGAGAGUUUGAGAGUUUUAGCUAGA